Molecule: messenger RNA, 945 nt
Organism: Phyllotreta striolata
Lineage: Eukaryota; Metazoa; Arthropoda; Insecta; Coleoptera; Chrysomelidae
Source: the annotation of a GenBank genome assembly
UGUCAAUUGUGUUGUAUUUCUAAAAGUCAUUCGACAUUUCAAUAAUUUAAUCGGUAGUAAAAGUAUUUGUUGUAGAAAAGUUUGUAUUAUUGCAUUUAAAAUAUUUCAAGAAUAUGUUUAAUUCUACCCAUUCGGCGCCUCCACCGUUUUGGAGUAACGGUCCGGCCCCCGGGGCUUUCUAUAACUUCCCAGGAACAGUAGCACCUGUAACUAAUCCAAUAACUCAUACUCAGUCUCCAGUAACGACUUCAACUUCAAUUGUGUCUAUAACCUACGAUAAGGGGGUACUAAUUGCCGGAGACUUGCUGGCCUCCUACGGGUCAUUAGCCAGAUAUAAAAAUUGCCCCAGGGUGAUCGAAAUUAACCCGAACAUCAUCAUGGGUGCUGGAGGAGAUUACGCUGAUUUUCAAUACGUAAAAAGCUUCAUUGAGCAGAAAAUAAUCGAUGAGGACUGCUUAGAUGAUGGUUUGAAAAUGAAACCAAAAUCUCUUUAUUGCUGGCUGACUAGAAUUAUGUACCAACGAAGGAGUAAACUCGACCCCUUCUGGAACAACCUAGUAGUAGGAGGGAUACAGGAUGGUGUACCUUUCCUGGGAACAGUCGAUAAACUCGGCACUGCUUACACAGAUAAAGUGAUCUGUACUGGGUAUGGUGCUCAUAUUGCCCUUCCCGUCUUGAGAGAUGCCCUCGACAAGAAACCGAACUUGAAUCUAAAUGAAGCUAAGCAACUCAUUAAAAAGUGCAUGGAAGUUUUGUUCUACAGAGACGCUAGAAGUUACCCGAAAUAUCAGUUGGGAAUGAUAGAUGUGGAUGAAGGUGUUAAGAUCGAGGGACCAAUUUCAGUCGAGGAAAAUUGGAACAUUGCUUAUAUGACAUAAGUUUUUUUGUAUUAUGAUAUCAUUAUAACUUUUCUAAAUAACUGAAAUGAAUAAAUAAAAGUUCACU